Messenger RNA from Amoebophrya sp. A25, 696 nucleotides. The record is from the annotation of a GenBank genome assembly. Lineage: Eukaryota; Dinophyceae; Syndiniales; Amoebophryaceae.
AGCUGAAGCUCCGCGGAAGUUCACGUCCUAGUACGGACUUCCUAUACAGCCGUUGGAGGAACGAACUACUACGGCUCCGCGGAAGUUCCCGUCCUAGUACGCACUUCCUAAACCUCAUAAACCUCGUCAACCUCAACCUCAAGAAACGACAUCAAGAUGGUGGACGCAUUCGACGAUGACCGGAUGAUGUUCGGUGGCCCCCGGAGGGGGGACUACGCAGACCACCUACUAAUGGACGGUCUCGAGGACACCCUAGAUGAUCGACAGGGAGCUGGUCGUGCACAGGAAGAUGUGACAGUGACGUUGAUUUUGAACUCUUAUGGACUGGACAUCUAUCGGUUUAGACUAAGUAAACGUUUAGGCAUGUCUAAUCGUGUAACCUUUUAUAGUAGUUCUAGUUGUGAUCUAGUAACUAUCGCUUUGAAUAAGAGGAAGACAGAGAAGAUUAUUUGCUUCAUCACAUUCAUCACAUCAGCACUUUUCAGGAGAUCAACAUCACUGGUCUUUAGGGUUUGCUUGCUCUUCAUCCUCCUCAUCAAGCUCAAAUAUCACAUUUAUACCAAGGACAUCCAGGACAUCUUCAAACACAUUCACAUAAAAGUCUCUACGGUCACUAUGAAAGGUGAUAACAGGGACAUUAGCAUGCAGACCUCCAGCACUACUUGUCUUCUAAGUUGUACAAGAUCAUGACGCACA